Penicillium argentinense is the source of this 1116-nucleotide messenger RNA. Its product is annotated as homoserine acetyltransferase family protein. Gene Ontology annotation, biological process: biosynthetic process. Lineage: Eukaryota; Fungi; Ascomycota; Eurotiomycetes; Eurotiales; Aspergillaceae. The record is from RefSeq and is a predicted model, not a curated record. Bases 1 to 1116 code for a protein of 371 amino acids. The transcript has 5 exons. Gene Ontology annotation, molecular function: acyltransferase activity, transferring groups other than amino-acyl groups.
AUGAGCGAUCGGGAUUACGAAACCUUCAAGCUUGGAGACUGGGAGCUGCAGAGUGGAGAGAAGAUCGUGGAUGCGCACAUUGCUUACAAGACCUUUGGCAACCCAGUGUCGCCAGCAAUCGUUUACCCAAGCUGGUUUUCUGGAAUGAUCUCGGACAAUUUCUGGCUGAUUGGCGAAAACAAGACGCUUGACCCGGCGAAAUUCUUCAUUAUCAUUCCUGCACUUUUUGGCAAUGGACAGUCUUCUUCACCCUCGAAUCAACCUAUUCCAGCGGCAUUCCCGGAAUGUUCCUUCUAUGACAACGUGCGCGCUCAGCACGAGCUCGUCACUAAGCACCUGGGCAUUACUCACCUGCGAGCUGUAGUUGGGUGGUCGAUGGGGGCCGCCCAGACAUUCCAGUGGGCCACCCAGUACCCAGAUUUCAUGGAUAUUGCUGUCCCAUUUUGUGGAUCCGCAAAGACCUCUCUUCACAAUCAGGUAUUCCUUGAGGGUGUGAAAAGCGCUUUGCUGGCCGCGAAAGAUACCCGCUCGGCAGGAUCUGGAGCGAUUGGAGUGCAAGAGAAAGAGUCAAAUGUCCGCACAUGGACUGCACGAGAGAAGGAAGUUGGCCUCAAGGCACUUGGAAGGGUUUACGCAGGCUGGCAAGUCAAACCCGUUGUUCUGUUUAAUAGCCCGUCUAACAAAUGUAUAAACAGGGGAUUCAGCCAAGCAUUCUACCGACACAAGUUGUACGAGACCGUCUUGGGUUAUCAAGGCCUUGAGGAUUUUUUGCAUAAUUUCUGGGAGACAUGGGCUUGCUCUAAAGACCCUGAAAACUUGCUAAUAAUGAUCCAAACCUGGCAAAAUGGCGACGUCUCCAAGCAAGAACCAUACAACGGAAAUUUCGAGAACGCAAUGGCAUCGAUCAAGGCCAAGACUCUGGUCUUGCCUGCGAAGACCGACCUUUAUUUCCCGCCCGAGGAUUCGGAGUACGAGGUUGCUUGCAUGAAGCCGGGAAUUGGAAAGCUAGAUAUAUUUCCUUCAAUCUGGGGCCACUGGGCAGGAGGACCUGGGGAUAGCAAGGAAGAUGUUGAGUGGCUGGAUCGGCAGUUGGCGGAAUUCUUUGCAGGAAAUUAA